Molecule: messenger RNA, 1000 nt
Organism: Venturia canescens
Lineage: Eukaryota; Metazoa; Arthropoda; Insecta; Hymenoptera; Ichneumonidae
Product: zinc finger matrin-type protein 2
Exons: 5
Coding region: 132-728 (198 amino acids)
Biological process (GO): mRNA splicing, via spliceosome
Cellular component (GO): spliceosomal complex; U4/U6 x U5 tri-snRNP complex
Molecular function (GO): zinc ion binding; nucleic acid binding
Source: RefSeq, a predicted model, not a curated record
GGGGAGAGCGAGUAAACAGCUAUGGCGUCUGUCAGUGAAUGAUUGUUCUUGACAAAAUACUUCGUUAAUGUACAAUUUGUAGGACAAUUUCUGCAGUCUUUAUUGUGAAUAGAAAAAAAUAGGAGCUCGUAAUGUCUUCGCAACGACCGGACGACCACCGGAGGAAAUGGAACCGAGAGGAAUACGAAAGAAUAGCACUUCAGAGACUGCAGGAUGAAAUCGCUGAGGAGGAUCUCGGGAUUCCGAAACAACCUGCCGUUAAACGUGAAUUACUCAAACAACGCGACUACAAGGUCGAUCUGGAAUCCAAAUUGGGCAAAAGUGUCGUAAUCAACAAAAAUACACCAUCCUCACAGACGGGAGGAUAUUACUGCAAUGUAUGCGAUUGUGUUGUCAAGGAUUCCAUUAAUUUCUUGGACCACAUCAACGGAACAAAACAUCAAAGAAACUUGGGAAUGUCUAUGAAAAUUGAACGAUCAACACUGGACCAGGUUAAAGCGAGAUUUGCCGUUAACAAGAAAAGGAUAGAGGAAAAAAAGAAGGACUAUGAUUUAGAACAGAGAGUAAAAGAGCUUAAGGAAGAGGAGGAAAAAAUCAGAGAAUAUAGAAAAGAGAAGAGGAAAGAUCGAAAGAGAAAAAUUGAGGAAGCAAAUGAGGAAGAGACUGGAGCUACUGACGAAAUGGCCGCUGUUAUGGGAUUUUCAGGUUUUGGAUCGAAAAAAAAAUGACAACAAAUCCGAUUAUCAUAAUUAUACAACUUUAAUUACGAUAACGUUGGUCUUUCAACGUUUGACAUUCUUGAUAAAUAAAAAGAAAGAAAACAAGAAAAAAAAUCCUGUUAAUAAUGAGCUAUGCCCGAAAGUUAUUACUAAAAAUUACGAUAAGAAAAAAAAAUGAAAAUCUAUUUUAGUUUCAAUCGAAAAUGUAAAUAAUCAGAUAUCAAGAACAAAUGAAAUAAGCGAAAUUUUUCGUUCCAACGAAAAAAGAAUCUUUCAAAAUU